This is a messenger RNA of Plasmodium fragile, 1440 nucleotides long. RefSeq lists its product as uncharacterized. Lineage: Eukaryota; Apicomplexa; Aconoidasida; Haemosporida; Plasmodiidae. The coding region runs from base 1 to 1440 and encodes 479 amino acids. The record is from RefSeq and is a predicted model, not a curated record. The transcript has a single exon. Gene Ontology annotation, molecular function: transmembrane transporter activity. Gene Ontology annotation, biological process: transmembrane transport.
AUGAAGGAAGACAUAGCGAAGCUCAAGUACGGCCAGAGUGUGCCGAAUGACCUGAAGGUGAGCAAGUGGACAGCCCUCGUGCUGUACUCCGUAGUGUCGGCAUUGGCAACCUUCGUACACGCAGGAUUCAGUAGCUGGCAGCCAAUUAUAUACAAGUCAGGUGCCUUUAGUGAAUUAUGUUCACCAACGGAUGAGAUGCGAGAAUUCAAGGUGGAUGCAAAUAUAUCUUAUAUGACAUGUGGGAACCGAGACGUAGCUGUGAACAAUUUAUUUACCUUGUCCUUCUUUGUUCAUUUCUUCCUAUCGUCCUCCGUGAGUGGGUUCGUGUUGGAUACCUUUGGAGAAAAGGUCUGUUUUGUAAGUGGCCAAAUCAUCCUAGCAGGAGCAUUUCUAUCCCUAGCAGUGUUGAAGUUUUCCUACGUAUGGUAUUUGUUCUUUUUAAUGUUGGGUGUUUCAGCCGAUUUGUGUUUCAUUCCAUUGUUAAAGAUCUCCAAGUACUUCCCUGGAAAGGAGUCCCUAAUAUUUGGAAUCCUUGGUGCAGCCAGAUCUACAGGGUUUGCCAUUGCGUUGCUUUUAAAAUAUGCCUUUUUCUACGCGUACAAUUUUAAGGAAAACGAGUUCUACAUUUUGUGUAUAGUCUACCUCUGCGUAUGUAGCUUGUAUUCAUUCCUUGUGGGAAUUUUUAUCGUACCGGGUAAGAACACAGAGCAUUCAGAACUGAACAGUGAAUUAGCCACAGGAUCAUCAAACCCAGAGAAGAAAAGAAACAUAAGUGUUAUGAACGAAAUGGACAGAAUGGAAAGUGCAGAUAAAAAAUUAUACGAUAAUGAACCAUGUUGUAAAUUUUCAGAUAAAAUAAAAACGUUAUGGAAUCAUCCUCAAAAAUGGGAAUAUUUAAUCACUUUAUUUAUAUGCAGUUCAAGUAUGAUUAGAUUUGAUUAUUUUAUAAAAACCAAUAGAUCCAUUUUAAUAUGGAAAGAUUAUGACCUGACGACCAUAUUUUCUCUCUCCACUAUUAUGUCCUUCCUCCCAACCCCAUUAUUUGGCUACCUGGCUGGAAAGUUUGGUUCCAUAUACAGCAUAUUAACAAAUAACGUGUUUGUAUUUCUUACUUAUAUUUUGAUCCUAUUUGAUGGAUACAUUUUCAGAUUGAUGGCCAUCAUUUUGUUUUUCUUUUACAUAUCUUUCGUUUUCUCCUGUUUCUAUUGCUAUGUGGAUGAGAAAUACUCGAAGGAGCAUUUCGGAAAGUUGUGCGGAAUUAUGUUUGCAGUUAGUGCACUUUGCCUCAUUAUAAAUUUUUACCUCACCUACUUGACCGAUGUUGUUUAUAUGUACCUGGGUGAGAAGAAGCAUUUCCCAGUGACUUAUGGUCUGAACGUCCUCGGAGUUGUCACACUGCUGUGUUGCUUGUAUUUAAAAAUCAAGGAGAAGAAAAAGUGA